UACAUACUCCAUAAUAUCACAUGCACACUCAUACCUAGAAUAAAUAUAUAGGACAUCCCCAGUUAACAUUUCCAGUAUGUUGAUGGCUACUGGACAGCAGCUCUAAAAGUUUUUUUUAAGGCCUUAGACAGUGUCAAAUGGGUUGUAGUGCACACUGUAGCACCAUAACAAGUUGGAUACAAAACACACCGGUGACAAAUGCAUAUAUUUAUAUCCAUCUCUGUGUGGCUGCGACCUAGUUGGAGUGUUUGGUGAGUCUGAAACCAUCACCUGUUAGGUUUGGGUGCUAUUGCAUCUUACAGGGACGUUGCUCGAGAACCACUGUACGGAUGUGUACAGUGGUGUGUGUAAACCCUCAGUUACAGGGCAGAUGUGUCUGAACAGUAGAACUAAUGAGGAAACUAGCACCUGAAAUGACUGAUGGGCAGACCAGCUGUCAGUGUGUGCCAACAGAGCUGUCUAACAGCAGCUAGCAUGCAGGGUUUUGGGCCUUCCUCCUACAAAAUGGGUUCUGGGAAGUGCUUAUGUGGUGCCUUUACCCUCCUUUCCCCCUUCAUUAUUUCCCUUCUAUUUCCUUGUCUCCCUCUCAGUUGUUUUAGUUCUCUGUCUUUCUUUUCUCUCUCUCUCUCUCUCUCUCUCUCUCUCGCUCUCUCUCUCUCUUCUCUCUCUGUAAUUACGGAGUCUCUGAUUGGUCGGGUGGUUGAGCUGGCAGCAGCCAAUAGGAGCUCUGGUAGCAGUGCCCCUCGAUCUCCUGGAAAGGUUUGUGUGUGUUAAUUAUUAGGGGUCUGUUUAAAACCAGACCUAACCAUUUUAGGGGGCACAGUCUGUCAGUAGAGCCAGAGGGACAGGGUGCACCAGGAGUCUCACAUACACACUUAAACAUCCAGCCUCUGAACCGGCCAGUGGGCUUCGUCUGAUACAGCCUCUCCUCAAGAUCCAACAGAGACUCCACUACACACAACUACAGGAGAGGAGGAGGCCAUGGCUGGAAGGAGCAGAACGUCGUUCUCCGGUGUGUUGACUGCUGCUCUGCUGGCCACCAUACUGCUGCCUGAAUUCCUGUCGGCAGGGCCGGUGUUACAGAAGCUCAAUGGACAAGUAGGGGAUGCCACUGAAGAGACAGCGGUUGCCAUGGCAUCGGCAAGGAGGCUUGUCCGUAACCGUAGAAACAUCAGCUGGUACAAGCAACACUCAGACUUCUGGAGCUGGUACAAAUACUUCACGGACAAUGGAAACACGGAGGCAGUCCAGGAGCUGGACAGGGUCUACCUGGCCUACCUCCAAAAUAAGAACCGUGCUGAGGGACGUCGCUCUUAUAAGGCCUACCUGGGCCACCUAGGGGACAUCUACAAGGCCUGCGCCGACUCAGAAGACCCAAACUGCGUGGCCUCGGCCACUAGCCGGCAAAAACCUGAAACCCCCAAGGCCCCUCCUAAACCCGCCCCUGUCAAGGCCUGUGACUCCUACAGGGACCCAUAUUGUCUGUAUGCUGCCAAGAGCCAGCCCCCACCUUCUCCUGGCCCGGUCAAGGCCCCAGCCCCCAAUUAUGUGCGCUCCCCUGUGGCUGUUAAAGAACCUCAUUCUGGGUACUACUCCUCCCCCGCUGUGCAGCCCUUCUUGUCCAAGGAGCAGAAGGCGGAGCUGCUGCGUAUCUGUUCAGCGGAGGAUGUGGACUGUCUCCAGUACCACCUGAGAGCUGCUUUCGGCCACAAUCCCUCCGCUGGGCCCCUGCCCUCCUACGCCCACCUGGGCUGUGACCCGAAAGACCCCACCUGUAAACCCCAGCUGGUCCAAAAAGCUCCCUCCGGCCUCUUCCUCCGUUACCCCAACUGUGACCCCAGAGACCCUCGCUGUGCCUACGCUGCAUCCCUACAGGCUCCCCGUGCCCCUGCUCCCCCCGCCCCGGCAGGUCCUGGUUCCUGCAACCCUCUGUUUGAGGACGGUUGUAACCCUCUCACUGCAACCAAGUACGCCACGGCACCAGAGGAGUUCAAGGAAGAACACAAAGAUGAACCCGCCGCAAUGCGUGCUGCGCCCCCAGCUCCCGAGCAACGCAGCGACCCAUUCGCUAUGUACAGGGAUGCUUAUGCUAAUGCUAAUGGUAACCGCCAAGGCAGUGCUCCAAGCUCUCAAGCUGGUGACCCAUAUACCAUGUUCGGCCAAGGCAGUGCUCUCAGCGCUCAAGCUAGUGACCCAUAUGCCAUGUACCGCCAAGGCAGUGCUCUCAGCGCUCAAGCUAGUGACCCAUAUGCCAUGUACCGCCAAGGAAGUGCUCCCAGCGCUCAAGCUAGUGACCCAUAUGCCAUGUACCACCAAGGCAGUGCUCCCAGCGCUCAAGCUAGUGACCCAUAUGCCAUGUACCGCCAAGGCAGUGCUCCCAGAGCUCAAGCUAGUGACCCAUAUGCCAUGUACCGCCAAGGCAGUGCUCUCAGAGCUCAAGCUAGUGACCCAUAUGCCAUGUACCGCCAAGCCAGUUCUCCCAGCGCUCCAGCUAUUGACCCAUAUGCCAUGUACCGCCGAGCUAUCGCUAGUGCUCAAGCUAACGACCCAUACACCAUGUACAGGCAGGCUAAUGCUAACGAUCCCUUAGAAAUGUACCGUGAAGCUGCAGCCUCCAUGCACAGACAUGUCCCCCCCUCCCCGCCGCAGCAGGCCCCCGCCCCCCCUCCCCGCUAUGAGGAGCCCACACAGGAGGAUCGCCACCCGCUGGGCCCCCGGGGAAGGACCAAGGAGGGCUAUGAAUGCUUCAUCGGCUACGACCAGGAGUGCUACCCAAUAGCCCGCGCAGAGCCGCGUUCUGGCGUCCACCGUAACACCGCCUACCCCGCCGAGCCCUACGAGCCGCAUCUCAAUGCCGAUGGAUCACGGAACGGAGUUCUGGAGCCUUCUGACCCCGACUGUGACCCGGAGUACGACACCAACUGCCGCCUGCGUCGCUAUGAACCCCGGGAGGAUCUGCUGCCAGACGCCAACGCCCAAGCUGUACACCAGGGAGAGCCACAGCACAGCCGGGACCAUAGCUACAACCAGGGGGAGCCAGAGAGAGAAAGCGAGGCAGAUUCAGAGCCAUACCAGAGUGGCCAGGAGGAGACCUACGGGGCUUACCCCCCUCCCUCGCAGGGGCUGUCAUACGGGUCCUACCCCUCAACCCAGCAGGGAAUGCCCAGCUUCCAGGACAUGCUGAGAGGAUACAGAGACCAGUACCCUGAACAGGAUAACCACAGAGCAUACGCUGCUGACUACCGCCAAAAAUAAAUACACACAUAUACACAUACAUGCAUGCAUACACACACACACACACACACACACACACACACAUGUGUAUGUGACAAAUAAAAUUAGAUUUGAUUUGAUUACAUACAUAGACACACACUGCAUAUGCCCUAAAGACUACAACAACAAAACUAACCAACACACCAGCCAAAAACAGGAGCAGAUGACAUGGAACACUAUAUUUAAUACAAACAAUAAGACUGAAUGAAGUCUGACACACACACACGUCACACACACACAUGCACACACACACACGUCACAUAUGGAAGAACAGGCAGACACACACACACAUAGUAAUGUGCUGUUAGCAGUAGAAGCAGGAGGAGUUUCUCUCCACUAGCUGUUUUAUCUGUCAGUUUGAUAGCUUUUAUUCAUUGAUGAAUUGACCCCCUAUUCUCACUGGAAUAUUGAAUACAUUCUUGCAGCUCUGCUUCACUUCUGAAGCUACAAACUUCACAUUAUUUUUGUGUUUGUUUUGUUUAUGAUGUAUUAUGUAAAGUUUUUUUUACACUUUGAAUGUUUUAAAUAAAAGCUUUGAAAAACAUG
Oncorhynchus mykiss (rainbow trout) is the source of this 3819-nucleotide messenger RNA. RefSeq names its product actinodin1 (gene and1). NCBI's taxonomy places the organism in Eukaryota, Metazoa, Chordata, Actinopteri, Salmoniformes, Salmonidae. The record is from RefSeq and is a predicted model, not a curated record.